This is a messenger RNA of Pseudopodoces humilis (Tibetan ground-tit), 3127 nucleotides long. RefSeq names its product integrator complex subunit 9 (gene INTS9). Gene Ontology annotation, cellular component: integrator complex. Lineage: Eukaryota; Metazoa; Chordata; Aves; Passeriformes; Paridae. The record is from RefSeq and is a predicted model, not a curated record. Gene Ontology annotation, biological process: snRNA 3'-end processing.
UUCUCCUCCUUCUUCCAGUACUGCCUGUCAGGACAUCCAACCUUGCCAUGCAACGUGCUCAAGUUCAAAUCCACCACCAUCAUGCUGGACUGUGGGCUGGAUAUGACGUCUACCCUCAAUUUCCUCCCACUGCCUCUGGUCCAGAGCCCCAGGCUGUCCAAACUCCCCGGUUGGGUUUUGAAAGAUGGAAGCACAUUUCUAGACAAGGAGCUGAAGGAGUGCUCUGGCCAUGUGUUUGUAGACUCUGUGCCUGAGUUCUGCUUACCAGAGACUGAACUGCUUGACCUCUCCAUGGUGGACGUAAUCUUGAUCUCCAACUAUCACUGCAUGAUGGCCCUGCCCUACAUCACAGAGUACACAGGAUUCACUGGAACAGUUUAUGCCACCGAGCCCACUGUUCAAAUUGGCAGGCUCCUCAUGGAAGAGCUGGUGAAUUCCAUUGAACGCGUGCCAAAGGCUCAGUCUGCCUCCAUGUGGAAGAACAAGGAGGUGCAAAGGUUGCUGCCGGCCCCGCUGAAGGACGCAGUGGAGGUGUCCAUGUGGAGGAAGUGCUACACCAUGCCAGAGGUGAACGCAGCCCUCAGCAAGAUCCAGCUGGUGGGCUAUUCCCAGAAAAUCGAGCUGUUUGGUGCUGUGCAGGUCACCCCUCUGAGCUCGGGCUACGCUCUUGGGAGUUCCAACUGGAUUAUCCAGUCACACUAUGAAAAAGUUUCUUAUGUUUCAGGAUCUUCUCUGCUUACAACACACCCUCAGCCCAUGGACCAGGCUUCUCUUAAAAACAGCGACGUUCUCAUCCUGACAGGGCUGACCCAGAUCCCCACUGCCAACCCCGAUGGAAUGGUGGGAGAGUUCUGCAGCAACCUGGCAAUGACUGUCCGGAAUGGAGGCAAUGUCCUGGUUCCCUGUUACCCCUCUGGAGUGAUCUACGACCUGCUGGAGUGUCUCUAUCAGUACAUUGACUCUGCAGGACUCUCCAACGUCCCCUUUUAUUUCAUCUCACCUGUUGCCAACAGCUCCCUGGAGUUCUCCCAGAUCUUUGCUGAGUGGUUGUGUCAUAACAAACAAACAAAGGUGUACCUUCCAGAACCUCCUUUUCCCCACGCUGAGCUUAUUCAGACAAACAAAUUGAAACAUUAUCCCAGCAUCCAUGGAGACUUCAGCAAUGACUUCAAGCAGCCCUGUGUUGUGUUCACUGGGCAUCCCUCUCUCAGAUUUGGGGAUGUGGUGCAUUUCAUGGAGCUGUGGGGAAAAUCCAGCUUGAACACUGUUAUAUUCACAGAACCUGAUUUCUCUUACCUGGAUGCCCUGGCUCCCUAUCAGCCCUUGGCAAUGAAAUGUGUUUAUUGUCCCAUUGACACGAGACUCAACUUUAUUCAGGUGUCUAAAUUACUCAAAGAAGUCCAGCCCCUGCACGUGGUGUGCCCCGAGCAGUACACGCAGCCCCCUCCCACGCAGUCCCACCGCACGGACCUGAUGAUCGACUGCCAGCCCCCGGCCAUGUCCUACCGCCGCGCCGAGGUGCUCACGCUGCCCUACAAGCGCCGCUACGAGAAGAUCGAGAUCAUGCCCGACCUUGCAGAUUCCCUCGUGCCCUUGGAGAUCAAGCCUGGUAUUUCCUUGGCAACAGUUUCUGCUGUGCUGCAUACUAAGGACAACAAGCACGUGCUGCAGCUCCCCCCAAAACCUCCCCAACCUCCUGCCAGCAAGAAGAGGAAGCGGGUGAGUGAUGAUGUGCCCGAGUGCAAAUCUUUGAAGCCGCUGCUGAGUGGCUCCAUCCCUGUGGACCAGUUUGUGCAGACUCUGGAGAAGCACGGCUUCAGCGACGUGAAGGUGGAGGACACGGCCAAGGGCCACAUUGUGCUGCUGCAGGAGGCAGAGACCCUGAUCCAGCUGGAGGAGGACUCCACCCACAUCAUCUGUGACAAUGACGAGCCCCUGAGGGUGAAGCUGCGGGACCUGGUGCUCAAAUUCCUGCAGAAAUUUUAGCUCAUGGACAUCAGGAGGCUCUGCAAGGAGAGAGCCUGGAGGAGCAGAACUUGGAUCUGUCCAAGGAGAGAGAGAGAAUCCUGUGAUUCAGAGAGACCAGAAACCACAUUCCCCUUCAUGGAGGAGCAAGGGAGUAUUUUUAAUAUCUAUUUUUUAAAUCUUAUUUUUAACCUGUUGUGGAGUACUUUGGAGGAGAUUCCUGUUGUGUAAAAGUGGGAGCUGGGAAUCUUACAGGAGAUAAGAACUGCAGAGUAAGUAACUGGAGUGUUUAUUUACAACAUCAGGGUGAACUGCUGCUCCUCUGUGUCCCUCAGCAGUGUCUGCCCUGGUCCUUCACCUGACAGAACUCUGCAGGAAUAUUGAAACAAUGGCCUUUUUCCUCCCACUGCUUCUUCCCAGUCCCCAGAUCCUUCUCCCUGCCUCUCCUUCCUGUGUGUUGUUCACGUGUCCUUCACUGGCAAGAGGAGGGGAGAGCUGAUGAGGCAAAGAGCGUACAAAUAAAAAUGGAAAAAAAGGGGGUCUGGUGGACAUGGAGAAUAGUGGGAAGAGCCUGGCCAUUCCCUGCACAAGCAGAGGCACUUUGGAAAAGCUUUAUCCUGUAGGAAUUCAAGUGUUUAUUUGAUGCUGCAGCCUCACCUGUUACAGCCACAUCUGUCCCUGGAGCUCCAGGCCUUGCACUGGUUCCUCCUGGGUUCCUCCAUCAGCAGCAGAGGAAACACCUCAGGAAGACACUUAGGGAAGUCCAUAAAGCAGGAAAAUUCCUAAUACUCAUAAAAACCAUUUCGAGAUUUAAGUGCCUCUUGUUUCUACCUUCCAAAAACUUGUCCUUGCAGCGCCCCCAUCCCAAAUCCUGGAUGGAAUUCUGAGUCAUUUAUCCAAACCCAUCUGUACUGCAGGCCUGGGGAGGCUUUUCCCUCCCCAAGUCACGUAUUUGGGGCCUCACCUCAGUCAAUAGUAUUGCUUUUAAAGGCUUCCCAUUUCUCAGAUUUACUGCUGUUCAUUUUCUAUUGGAUUGUUUUGUAUUUAUUUGGUGUUAAAAAAUAAAAAGCAGAGUGAGUCUGCCCAGGAGGGAGCACAUCCCGUGGUUUAUAAAAGCCUCUCCAUGCCCAUUCCACAUCCUUGUCCUGAUGCCUUUGGGAAA